Molecule: messenger RNA, 1389 nt
Organism: Rhagoletis zephyria (snowberry fruit fly)
Lineage: Eukaryota; Metazoa; Arthropoda; Insecta; Diptera; Tephritidae
Product: dnaJ homolog subfamily B member 13
Cellular component (GO): cytosol
Molecular function (GO): protein-folding chaperone binding
Source: RefSeq, a predicted model, not a curated record
AUUGUUAUUUACGCGUAUAACAUGAAUCGCACGGAACUGGAUUAUUAUGCCAUACUGAACGUUCCACGUGAUUCACCCAAAGAGACUAUAACAUUGGCAUAUCGUAAAUUAGCCAUUCAGUUGUGUCCACAUCGUGAUCCGAAAUAUGAACGCGAUUUUGUGCCCAAUCUUGGGCCAACACACAUGCAAACGCUGUCGUUGAAUCGCCAAUGGGAAUACGUAAAUAUGGCGUACGAUGUUUUGGGCAAUGAUUUGUAUCGCGCCAUCUACGACCGAUUUGGGGAGGCAGGACUCUUUCAAGGUAUCCAACUGCCCAACGGCUACUUCCCACCCUAUCAAUAUCAUGGCGAUCAUAUGAAGGUCUAUCACGACGUGUUUGGCAGCUACUCACCGUAUGCAAAUAUCAUCGAUAUCGUAACAAAUCCACCAGUCCUCUAUUCAUCAUUGGAACAUGGCAUUGGUGUGCGCAAGAAGGAUCCGCCAGUAGAGAAAAUAAUUUAUUUGGAACUAGAAGAAGUAUUUACGGGCUGCACAAAAUUGAUGCACGUCUGGCGCCAGGAAUUUAUCGAUUCCAAAGAAACGGGCACAGAGAAAAAAAAGAAAACUCUCACACUAAAAAUACCGUUCGGUACCACCCAAGGUACACGAUUUUGUUUUAGAGAGGAAGGUGAUCGCAGUCCAACGCAGAUUCCGGCCGAUAUAAUUUUCAUUACUGCCGAUAAGCCGCAUCCAUUAUUCGUGCGCAGUCAGCACCAUAACUUGGUCUACACGCAUAAUAUAUCCUUAAAGGAGGCGCUCUGUGGAUUUAAUUUUAAAUUAAAUACUUUAGAUAAACGCGUUUUGAAAAUUACUGUUUCCGAUGUGAUUCAUCCGGGUUAUAUAAAAGUGAUGCCAAGAGAGGGACUGCCAAAGUGUGAAAAUCAACCAAUCGCUCCCGAUAUGAAGCCCGCAGGUGUGAAGAGAAAAAAUUUCGGAGAUUUGAUAAUCAAAUUUCAGGUUGAGUAUCCAAAGUUUAUGAAUAACAAGAUGCGCCAAUUGACCAAGAACUUCUUCAAAGAACUGCAUGAAAUGCAAGAAGAAGCUGAAAACGCACCACACCCGCUGCAAAAACUUUUGAAAAAGAAGUAGACGAAGUAAAACUAAAUCAGUUGGAAGAUCAUAAAGCAUUGUUUUUAAAUUAGCAUUUUUUUAUUUUAUUUAAAUUCAACGUAUAAACGUAAAGGACUGUUACGUUUGAAUGGAUUUGCAAUAUAUGUAUGUACUAUUUCCAUCAAUGUUUGUAUGUAUGUACAUAAACGACAUAUGUAUGUACGCAAAUAUGUACAUAUGUAUGCGUGUGUGUAUAUUCACAUCAUACAUUUUCUAUAUCCAUAUUUGUCUGAUUACAUA